AAUAUACCUCACAAUUUAAAUACUUUAUGCUUAUCAUUAAUAUAAAUGUAUUUCACAUUUUCAGAUCUGAAUGUGAGGUUGGUGAAUGGUGGCAGUCGUUGUGCUGGUAGAGUUGAGGUUCUUCAUGAUGGUCAGUGGGGAACAGUGUGUGGGAAUGACUGGGAUCUGACAGAUGCUGCAGUGGUGUGUAAAGAGCUGCACUGUGGAGAGCCUCUAGUUAUUGUUCACUUUGGAGAAGGAUCAGGACCAAUCUGGAUGGAUAAUGUGCACUGUAAUGGAUCAGAGUCCUCACUGAAGAACUGUACAUCAAGUGGAUGGGGUGUUAAUAACUGUUAUCAUAGUCUUGAUAUUGGGGUCAUCUGCUCAAAUUUGAAUGUGAGGUUGGUGAAUGGUGAUCGUCCUUGUGGUGGUAGAGUUGAGGUUCUUCAUGAUGGUCAAUGGGGAACAGUGUGUGGUAAUGGUUGGGAUCUAACAGAUGCUGCGGUGGUGUGUAGAGAGCUGGACUGUGGAGAUGCUCUGGGUAUUUCUCACUUUGGAUCAGGAUCAGGACCAAUUUGGAUGGAUGAUUUGGACUGUAAUGGAUCAGAAUCCACACUGAUAAACUGUAGAUCGAGAGAGUGGGGUGUUAGUGAUUGUGCUCAUGAUAAAGAUGUUGGAGUUAUUUGCUCAAGUGAGCUUGUCUGCAUAUAUCCUGUAAAUACACAAUGUUAUGCUUAUAAAUGUUAAUUUUAUCAUAAAUAAAUUUUUGCUUAUGUCUUUUUGUCUCUUGUGUCAGAUUUAAGUGUAAGGUUGGUGAAUGCUGAGAGUCCUUGUGCUGGCAACGUGGAGGUUCUUCAUGGUGGUCUGUGGGUUACAUUAUGUGGUCGUGUUUGGGAUAUGAAAGAUGCUGCGGUGGUGUGUAGAGAGAUGGGCUGUGGAGAGCCUCUGGGUAUUGCUCACUUUGGUCAAGGAUCAGGACCAAUAUGGACUGAACGAAUGCAAUGCAAUGGAUCAGAGUCCACACUGAAGAACUGUGGAUCAAGUGGAUCGGCUGUUCAGUAUUGUGGUCAUGAUCAUGAUGCUGGAGUCAUUUGCUCAAUUAAAAUAUCUUCUCAGGUAUGUUAUCAUGGCUUGUAUGUCUCUGUAUUAGAAUUGAAUGUGAGGUUGGUGAAUGGUGGCAGUCCUUGUUCUGGUAGAGUUGAAGUUCUUCAUGAUGGUCAGUGGGGAACAGUGUGUGAUGAUGACUGGGAUCUGAGAGAUGCUGCAGUGGUGUGUAAAGAGGUGAACUGUGGUGAGGCCGUACAGGUGCUUUAUGGGGCUCACUAUGGACCAGGAUCAGGACCAAUCUGGAUGGAUGAAGUGGACUGUAAUGGAUCAGAGCCCACACUGGAGAACUGUAGAUCAAGUGAAUGGGGUGUCAGUGAUUGUGCUCAUGAUAAAGAUGUUGGAGUUAUCUGCUCAGAUUUGAUUGUGAGGUUGGUGAAUGGUAGCAGUCCUUGUGCUGGUAGAGUUGAAGUUCUUCAUGGCCGUCAAUGGGGAACAGUGUGUGACUUUAGUUGGGAUCUGACAGAUGCUGCAGUGGUGUGUAGAGAGCUGGGCUGUGGAGAAGCUGUACAGAUGUUUCAUGGAGCUCACUUUGGAGAAGGAUCAGGACAGAUCUGGAAGGAUUAUAUGCGAUGUGGUGGAUCAGAGUCCACAUUAAAGAAGUGUAGAUCAAAUGAAUGGGGUGUUCACUAUUGUACUCAUAUUCGUGAUGCUGGAGUCAUCUGUUCAGGUGAGCUUUUCUAA
Molecule: messenger RNA, 1767 nt
Organism: Paramisgurnus dabryanus
Lineage: Eukaryota; Metazoa; Chordata; Actinopteri; Cypriniformes; Cobitidae
Source: RefSeq, a predicted model, not a curated record